Molecule: messenger RNA, 1106 nt
Organism: Thamnophis sirtalis
Lineage: Eukaryota; Metazoa; Chordata; Lepidosauria; Squamata; Natricidae
Source: RefSeq, a predicted model, not a curated record
CUGGAGCAGGCCCAGGCUGGGAAGCUGGCUAUGCAGAUCCAUGUGGACUACGACUGGGAAACGUCUCAGGAGUUCUCAUACGACAGCGAAGAUGAGCUGGAUGAAAAGAUUAGCCCACUGCAACGAUCUUUUGGGUCUUCACCAUCUCCCACCACCGGCCAGCCCAUUCUCUUCUCUCCAAAUCGAUGGGGCUGCUCUGGCAUGGAUAUCAGCAACAAGACCUAUGAGACCAUCGUGAUCCCUUCGCAGCCUGGUCAACGAAACUCUGCCACUGAGAAGACCCCACCGCCACUGCCACUCAAGAAGCCUCCGAAAGGGAGCAGCAAAUCAAAACCAGAUGCCUCUGAAUCGCUACCCCAUUCGCCAGACAGCCCUGACGUUUGGAACUCAUCCCUUUCCAGCAUCCCCAGUGUGUUGGAGGGUGGCCCAUUCUGGCAAUCAGCCAACAUCCGUAACUCUAUGGAAGUCAAAGCCACAGCCUAUUGGGAGACCUGCUCCGAUGUCGGCGGUGCCUCUCAACGGCGAAGAUCAGAGCCUACUCAGAUGAUAGCUCUGCAGCCUUCCCCUGGGACCUCUCCGGAACCAGGACAAACACCCCCAGUCAGGUUCAGCUCAGAGAGCACCAGGUCCUAUCGACGGAUUAGUAGUAGCAGCUCGAUGGGUAAAUAUUCCAGCAGCCCUCUCUCCCCGCAGAGCCCUUGUUGCCCGGAUGAAGUGUCUUUAUGCAAAACUGCGAUGCCAGGGCCGACACCUCUGCCUGUGCCAACGCCAAGAAGAUUUGCACCAGCCAAAGGACGGUUAAAUCGAGUCAAGGCUUUGGCUGACUGCAAAGGGGACAAGGCCCGCGAGUUGACUUUCUCCAAGGGCGAAGUCAUCGUAGUAACACGGGAAGAGGAUGAGCAAAAUUGGAUCAGUAACUUUCAAGAGCCACUUUGGGAGAAACGAGAGCUAAAAUUUCAACAUGCAGAAAAGAGCAAGGAAAAUGACCUUCAUGGAGAGAAGCUUUUGGCUCGUCAAAAGGGGAUGAAAUGAUUUUUGAGUCCAGAACAGCCAGAGAACAUUUAGAAGUGGCGCAGAGAGGCUCAUCCCUAAUUUUAAUAAAUUAG